UGUCGGCGGUAGGCAUGUGGCUUUGAUCUUAUGGAUUCAAACUUUUUGAAUCUGUAUCAACGUUGUUUUUGCUACAUUCACCAGUGUUUCAUAUCGAUAUUGGGUGUACUUGUUAUGACAUCGCAAAGGUAAGAUAGGCGAAAGCAGGCCUUUGGACUGUACCAUACUUAGGUCCGACGUGUAUGUUUUUGUUCAACUGUGUAACUGUGGGAUUUCCUUUGAUGGAUAAUACUGGUGCGGCCUUUCACCUUGCGACCAACUUGUGUUCGGUUUGGAUUUUUACCCUGUUCGUGUGAAAAAGCUGGAUUUAUUUGUUCAUUUGCUAUUCCUCGGAUUGCUUCAGAGAAAUUGAUCAUUGAUGUGGUGCUAAAAGGACUGUAGAGGACAACCUGCAAGUUAGGCUGACUCUAGUCGGAGGGAUGUCGCCUUGUCGACGAUGACUAGCAAAGUCUAUGAGUUUCUCAAUGAUUCCGGGGGGAACAACUUCACUGAAACAUCGCAGCGCCCACCUGUGCCGGGUGAGGAGAACGAACUCCAGUCCAAUGGAGGUAUGUCCACGCAGAGCAGUGGCUCCCACAAGAGUCAUGUGUCUACCAAGAGCACCAGAAGCCAGUCGUCCAACAAGAGUGCCAAAAGCACCAAGAGUGCUGCGUCUAAGAAAGGGGAGCUAACUCAUUCACCUGCCGCGACCCCGCGCAAGUCGAAUCUGGAUAAGACAAACGGGUCUUUAAAAUGCUCCUCCCUUAAGCUGGACAAUGAUGACAUGGAUGCCCCGCUGGGGUUUGAGCCUGAGGGCAGUGCGGCCAGUUCGCCUCCGUUCACGGAGAACAGCACCCCACCCCACCUGAAGUGGGCGGAGAACAUCUCUCACCUGCUCAACGACAGCGAGGGGGUGGACCUCUUCAAGGAGUACCUCAAGAAGGAGCAUGGCGGUUACACCGAGGUGCUGUUCUGGUUUGCGUGCCAGGGCCUCAAGCAGACGUGUAACCCAGACGAUGUGCCCGGGAUAAUCAAGGCCAUUUUCAAGGGUUUCAUUCGCAGUGAUAAAAUACCGUGUCUUAAUGCUAGUACAAAGCGCAAGAUUGUCGACAGUUUUUCUCGUAAGGAGGGAAUAGACCGAAGUAUUUUCGAUUCCGCCCAGGCAGAAGUGGAAAAGUUUAUGCGCAGUGUGACAUAUCCUGCAUUUCUCAAUUCGGAUUUCUAUGUGCAAUAUGUGCAGACAUACAGCGACAGUCCAAAGUCGAGUCAUUCGAGUGGAUCUAACAGUGCCCGGCCGGUGUCACAGUCGGGGCCCCUCCCUUCGCUGCCGGAGGAUAAAGAACUUGAUACUAGCAUACCAAAGACUUUGAUGGGGCCGCCACUUGUCAACAAGGUUCCUGGUCACAAGUUUUCUCGCUACCGUGGCACGCGGAGGCCCGAGACCUACACAGGGAAUAUGUAUUACACCCCUAAGAAGGACCCAUCGUACCCGACACACAUAUCGUAUGCACCAGCGUCGGCCCAAGACAGCGAGCUGCAGAGCUUGUCGAGCGACGCACUCACCGACGAUACCAUGUCGGUGGCCGACAGUAGUAUAGAUAUACCUCAUUACAACUGGAAGAGACAUAAAAAGAACAUCAAGUCCCUGGCCCAGCAGAACCGGGAGACCUACUCAUCUCUUCACUCACAGUUUAUUCCACGGACGGAAAGAGCACCAAAGGAUCGCAAUAUUGCUGAAACUGAUCCGAAACGAUUUGCAUGUCUUCUUAUCGAAAAGUUGGAGAAAGUGAAGGAAAAACUAGAGGCCGAAGCAAAAAUGGAAGAAAAGCUGAGAUCACUGAAUGAAAGUGAGUGUACGGAGGAGAACGUUUCCAUGACGACCUCAUUUUCCCACAAGAACACAACGGCUACCUCCAUCAUGCCCAUCAUGUCAACAUCGGCCAUUGAGGAGGAGACGGCUGAGAGUAUCCUCGACCAGCACUGCUCCCGCAUCUGGGCCAACUCGAACCACCACACGCCGAGCCGAUCACCUGGCAGACACUCGCCACAAAGCAAGUCGCCUGACCGGCUGUGUCGCAAGCUCCAGUCCCAGACCCUGCCUGUAGUGGCAUCGGCAGGGGGCCACUCACGUCGCAAGCGCGUCACCAAAGACUUUGUGUCCUCGUUGUCCUGUGAUAGUGGCGUGGGUGAGGACAAGUGCGAGAUGGAGACCCACCGUCACAUCCACCAUCACCACCACCACCACCACCCCUCCGGGAUCCGCACCCAGCAGCAGAUCGAGAUCGAGGCGCAGAACUUGACAAUGGGCUACUGGGUGGGGGACAAGCCACCGGGCAGUGCCUCGCGCAGUUUCUCCGAGGCAUACACUGCUGGUGAUCGUGGAAGGACUAGUAAAAAGGCAUCGGCCCGUAAAGGGUCUGAUACCAGUAGUUAUGUAGACAGUGGCAUCAGCAGUGUGGCACUGGACAAGGACUCUAUACCCCGCAUGCCGAACUGGAACGAUCCAGCCAGCGAGAAGGUUAUGCAAUGGAUGAUGGACAGUGAGCGGGUACAGGAAGUGAGCGCCACCUAUGGCGAGUCUUCAGAGAAGAGUUCAACCCACAAGCGGUCACACCGAGAAAGACUGAGCGUGUCUGUAGGGCCAACCAUGCAACCACAUAAACAGAGUUCCAAGAAAACGGGUGCUUUUAGUGCUAGUCGUCCCACAUCGGUGGAGCGGGCGAGUAUCAUGCCCUUCCAGCCAAUGGGAGCCAGUCAGAUUCAGCCGAACCAGCCAUUUGCCCAGGACCCCUCGAUGCCUCUCCCACCUCCCCCCAACCCCAUCACCCAGAUAGAAGAGGCAAGACGAAGAGUGGCCAACAUGGCCGAUGAGUCACGGUCAGCUUCUAUCACGCCAGGACCGGUCAAAUCAAAAUCAUUCACUGGUGUCCCGAGCCGUGAGAAGAACAAGGCAACAACGACGACCUUGAGUUCAUCACAGAUGCGUACCAUGCCGUCUGCUCGCACAAUUCCCAGUGACCUUGACAUGUCAGCAGGGAGCCAGACUUUCGAUCGGUCCAAGGUUGCUAAGAAACCUUCCACCGGUGUCGCAUCGAACAACACCUCCAUGAACACCACAGGCUCAUCGUCUAUCACCGACGGCAACCAGACGAUUGUCGGGAUUUACUUCGGGCAGGAACCCAUCCCAUACCGUCACGUUAUUACAGGCCGAACAGUCACCCUCGGCAUGUUCAAGACACUAAUUACCAAAAAAGGAAGCUUCAAGUACUUCUUCAAGCGGGACAGUGAUGAGUUUGGUGAGGGUGCUGUGUUUGAGGAGAUCACCGACGAUAGUGCUGUACUGCCCAUGUGGCAAGAUAAGGUCGUCGCCAAGGUCGAGAAGAUGGACUGAAGUGCUGGGCAUUUUUUCUCUCUUGCACAUCAAGAAAUAGUGAGAUGCUGUCCACAGCAAGAAAUAAGCUGCUUACCUUGGCUUGGCCUAAUUUCGAACCAUCAUCAUAGGCAUCCGCCAUUCACACAGGAUUGUGUCUGGUGAGCCAAGGUAUUUCAGCUGAUCUUGGUGUCAGUGGAAUAUAUCACAUAUUGUGAUACCCAGGGACGAAAAGACAUAACCAGACUCUGGGGACGAAGGAACAAAAUGUUUUUGGUAUUUCUGUUCGAAGAUACAUGGCAUUUCCAGGUUGUGGAUGGAAACGUGGAGAUAUUACGGUGUUCACAUCCAAAGGACGCACAGUUUUCAGAUGUGUCCCAAACCUCAAAAGAAAAGGUUGUGACUGUGUAAUAGUGUUUUAUGGUGUGGUAUGGAUGCCGUUGUUUCGAUGCUGUUGUUAUGACCACUGUGUUUCUCCACAUGAUUCGACGGAAGAGCAAAUCAUGACGGAAUUGUAUGCAACAAAAACAAGUCGACGAAACUGGACCAUUAUAGUGCCAGAAUCCGAGACUAAUUUUUUUUAAUAAAAGUGUUCACAGCAUAGAAAUAACGUUUUUUUAUCACCUAUGUACCCACUUUGUAACUUGACAUAUUUUUUAAAACAUGGUGGAACAUUUUGUCAAGCAUUGAUGUUUGGCAUUUGAUGAUACUACUUGUGGAAAGAUAUAUUCAUGAGGGUGCUGCGCUCUGUGUUUUACGAUUUCGUUCGACGUAGUCAAAGACAUGAAAGCACAGAGCUGGUUGUGUACAAAACUGUAUAUAGUUGUCUAUUAUUGGAACAUUUAUUUUAUUGCCUCAGGGGAAGUCACUGGAUCAGUGUUCAGAUGACUUAUUUCAAUCACUUUUUUUGCUCUUGUUUUUUUUUUAAUGUUUUUUAUUUUUUUAACUUAAAACAUUUCAUAUCUAGCAUGGAUUUGACAGCUUCCAUAUUUACAGAGAACGAGAAUGCUAAAUACUUCAAACCUAUUUUUAUUUGAUGUUAUUUUUAUAAGUUAAGAUUUGUAAAAUUUUAGUGCAUAUUUUUAUUACCAAACAGUUGCAGUUGCAUAAUUUUUAAUUUCAGUAUUUGUUGACUUCUGUACCAAGAUUUCUUUUCUAUCAAAGUUGAACAAAUUGUCAAGACUUUGUGUACUAAAAUGUUAAUUUUAUUACUAAGAAAAAUAGUGAAAGGUUCAUCAAUAAUAGAGGUAUGUGAUAACCUUGUUUCCAAGGGAGAUAAUUAUCAUUUUAAAACUAUUGCCUGGAAGCUGUUAAAUGCUUGGGACUAAUUAUUUUCACCUUCAUCAGUGUAUGUGGCAGUUGAGUGAGUUGUCAUGGCAACAGACUACAGGGUAUCUGCCAAAUAUCUUCAUUCAUAGAACAUAUCAGAAUGUAACAAGAUGCAUCUUUUUUACUGUAGACCCAGAAAUGUUAACACUCAAAUCAUAAUAAUAAUUUUAAAAGAACUAUUAUAGUAUUAAUACAAAACAAAUGUAAGUGUGGGUGGAUGGGUUUGUGUGUGUGAAUGGGGAUGUGGUGUGUGAUAUCCAGUUCAGAAAGCAGGGAACAUUUUGUGUUUAAAAAAUUUGACUGGUAAUUGUUUGUGAUGUGUUGAAAAUUGAGAAGCAACUAUAAUUUAAUGUUUUAGAACUGUGUAGCAAUCUCUGAAAUUUGCAUAGCGAAUCGUGACAUGAUAUUAAACAAAAUGAUCUGUAAAGUUGUCAAUUUAAUUUUCAUCAUACAUUGUUUUAACUUUGAAUUAAGUUAAAUAUCUUGCAGAGGAUACUUUAAAUCCUAGAUAAAAACAUCCUGAUGAUUUGUGUCAGAUUUGAGUGCUACCGGAAAGAUAUGUGUCCUUUUUCUUUGUUGAAAAGCUCAGCAACUCAACUUUCAAGACCCUGAGAAGGUUUCUACAUUUUUUAUCCAAUGUUAUUUCCUCGUGUGCUCAAUGUCAUCAAAGUAAAGAGCCGACAUGUGCUGUUCAGCUUUCUCUCCGAUUUCAGAUUUUUUGUGUAAAAUAAUUUUUGAUCUGAAAAGCUAACCAAAUAUCUUUGUUGAGGUUUCAGCUUCUAUAAAGUGACAGACCCUGUUUUCAAAACAUGACGACAUUUUUUUACUAUUUUUGUUAACAAAAAAACCCCAUUACUUGUAUUUUAGUGUUCAGAUUUUCCAUACAUACAUCCAAAAUGUUUUUGGGCUUCCUAAUGUUUGUAAUACCAGGAAAUGCAUUUUUUAUCAUUCUAAAAACAAACAUACCUCUGAGAAGUAACUGUUAUGGAGAAUAGCUCUAGUCUAUUUUUAGAGGGCAUUACCCCAUUUAACGUCACAGACUCAAGUUUAAUUCUAUUGUAACUUUAUCCACAUGUGUUACAGAUUUGUAGAUUAACCAAACUUAGUGUCCAUUUUCACAGGUUAAAACUACGGUCUGCACCUUUAAAAUCAUAUCAGCUUUCAAAAAACAAAUUGGUAUCACAUCCCUAAAAGAGUAAAAUAUACCAAAGAAUUUAUGUUUCUUUUUUAUAAACCGGCAUUCAGAUACCUUAAGAUAUUUCUUGAACUGGAUUCUUUGUAAUAAUAAUGAUACUUGUGAUGUUAUUGCAAUGAAACCUAGUGUUUCCAUAUAUAUGUACAACUGUACAUUCCUGGGUCUACAGUAACAUUUCAUAACCAACAUGACAUGCUAAUCUGUCCUUGAUAACAAGUACUGUAUUUGAUAUGAUAAGUGCACAACAAUUGUAAACUAAUUCCCUCCAAAUGUAAAAAACAACAACAUUGUUUUCAAACCAAAGAUUUAUAAUGCUAUUACAACUUGGAAUGAGUUAAAUUGACACUAUUGAAGAAAACCCUUAAACCCCUCCAAAAUAAAACAUGAAUAAAAAAUAAAAACUUAAUGAUUUCGGUAUUAAUUUGUGUUACUGUAACACACAUGGUUAUCCACUUGUUAUUAAGAGUAUAGCAUAUAUUCAGUUUAAAAAAAUUUAAUAGAGUUUUUAAUUGUUUUUAAAUUAACUAGUGUUAUAUAAAACAUGCGUCCAUAGUUUGUUUUUACAACAUUAAGGUAUAAAUUGUAAUGUUGUGCAUUUAUUAGGUCACAUUUCGUGAAUGCCAUGUUGGGCGGGUAUACGGGUGGGGUGAGAUACAAACUGUAUGUUACAAGCGGUUCAUAAUGUUUGUACAUGCAAAAGAGCCUCUUGCAUGAAGCACCUUUUAAUAAGAUGUUGUGCAGAAAAUAUCGCAUUAUAUUGUCAGGAUUCGUUUUUUUUUUUUUUUCAGCCUCCAAAUAAAAAUUGACAAUGAU
Messenger RNA from Gigantopelta aegis, 6686 nucleotides. Its product is annotated as axin-1-like. The coding region runs from base 437 to 3370 and encodes 977 amino acids. The transcript is spliced from 11 exons. The record is from RefSeq and is a predicted model, not a curated record. Lineage: Eukaryota; Metazoa; Mollusca; Gastropoda; Neomphalida; Peltospiridae. Gene Ontology annotation, biological process: negative regulation of canonical Wnt signaling pathway.